Molecule: messenger RNA, 2970 nt
Organism: Setaria italica (foxtail millet)
Lineage: Eukaryota; Viridiplantae; Streptophyta; Magnoliopsida; Poales; Poaceae
Exons: 13
Coding region: 99-2486 (795 amino acids)
Biological process (GO): DNA damage response
Source: RefSeq, a predicted model, not a curated record
CCCACCCGCAGCUCGCCACACCACUUGCCUUUCCUCGCACUGCCGCCGCCGCCUCCAACUCCGGCGCCGGGGAGAGGAGUAGGAGGGGGAACGCGGGGAUGGACGGCGGCGCCGACGACGAGUGGGAGGACGCGAGCUUCCUCGACGAGCUCUUCCGCGCCACUGACGAGGCCGUCGCCUCCCGCAACCCUAACCCCACUCCCACUACCACUCCCACGCCCGCCCCCAUCUCAUACCUCCCCGCCGCCGCUCCCAUCUCCUACCUCCCCGCCGCCUCCACCUCCACCUCAGUCUCGUACCUCCCCGCCGCCUCCGCCUCGGUCUCGUACCUCCCCGCCGCGUCGUACCCCUCCCCCGCGCUCCGCUUCUCCCCUCCGCGGGAGCUCACCCAGCGCCCGCCGCUCCCGCGGCCGCCCGCGGCGUCCAGCGAUGGGGAGGCAAUGGCUAUGGUCGGGCGCGGGUUCUCCCCUCCGCGCGAGCUCUCCCAGCGCCCGGCGGCCGAGGAGAGCGACCUCGCGAUCAUCGCGGAGUCGGGCGGCCGCGUGGCCGCGAAGAGGGAGAGGGAAUCGAGGGAGCUCGAGAAGCUCAAGAGGGAGCUGAGCCGUGCCUCCAAGCAAAUCAAUGAAUUGAAAAAUGAAUGCUCUGAGCUGAGAAAGGACAGAACAAAGAAAGAUCUUCAAAUCAAGGCCAAAGAAGUGGAGAUUCAAAAUAUGAAAAAAGCAAAUGUCUUUGCCAGCAAAGAUGUUUGCAGCACAGGGAUGGAUGUUGAUCAGUCUUUUCAUGCCCCUGCAAAUGGGGCUUUGCAUGUUGGGGGUUCUUCUUGGGCAUCCACCAGGCGAACAGACAAGACAAAUGGCAAAGAUAAUGAUGCCAAUUCCUUGCAAGUUGAUCUGUAUAUGAAGCAAGGGCAUCAAACUGAUUUACCUGAGGACAUGGAACUGAAGCGACGCACCAUGAUCGAUAAUGGAAUAAGUACUUCUGGAGGAUUGUCUCUGGAGGAAAAUACCCAUUUUGAACCAAGAAGCACUAUGUGCAAGGAAAUUAAGGCGAUAGGAGUCCAGACGGAUAGUACCUCUGACAGUGGACAUCUUGAAUGCAACAAAAUAUCGGUUGCGCGUAUCUCUGGCAAUCUACGUGCAAUCUGGGGGGUGCCAACUAACAGUUUAUCAAGGAGGAAUUUGAUAUCAAAGAUCAUUGUUUCUUGUUCAGAAGAAUUUUUGUCACUUCUCCAAUGUACCAGAUUGACAGAGAACUGUAAAACUUCUUGUGAAGCAAGCCCCUCCAUGAAUGAAGCUAUUUCCCAAGUAUAUGACAUGUUCAUUAAGAUGAAUAAUGAGAAGAUACCAAUACAGACUUUCCUUGAAGCAGUGCUAAAUCUCUGUGUUUUUGAUAAUGCUGCUAUAGUCAGUAGAACUUUGAGGAUAUUGCUCAGUAUAUUGCAACACUUGCUGAAUUAUGGAACCAAGUCUAGUGAAAGGAACAAUGUUUCUGUUGAACCAUAUGUCAACAUAAACUUGGAGAACAGUCACAAAGACAGUUCCGCUUUGCUGAGCCUUAUGGAUGCAGAAAAUCUAUUGAGACAGCAUAAUAUGUCUCUUCCUUUUACUUUCUGGAGUUCAGUCUUCACUGUAAUGCUUCAAGUUGCGGUCAAGUACUCAGAAGAAACAAUUCGAACUGAUGCAUUAUCCAUAAUGAUUCUCAUUUUAAGAACAACAGAUCCCAAAGAGGAACGCCACAGAUUCGGAUUUACUUCUGUAAUAACAAGAUUGCAUCUGCUAUUGCAGAAAGAAAAUGGAUUGCUUGUAAAGAAGCAUUCUGUGCGUCUACUUUUCUUGCUUUUGAAUUGCCCAGUGAUGUUGAAGUUGCUGUGUAGUGGAGGCAAAGAUGGCAGUGAACAGAUGGAAUCAGAAGGGUGUGAAAAUGAUAGGUUGAAGUUGCUGCGUAUUGGAGGCAAAGAUGGUUCUGAACAGAUGGAAUCAGAAGGGUGUCAAAAUGAUGGAUCACAAGUCAUAAGCUCAGUUCUAGUGGAUUUAUCUGAGUGUUUGUCCUGUGGGACAACUUGUUCUCUGGAAAUUGAGCUUUGCCGGCUUGUUAUCGUUCUGUUAGCAUAUAUUGCUUCCAGUGGCAAAUUGGGAUAUGAGGUGCUUUUAGGUCCAGUGAGUGCCCGUGGUGCCAAUUUCUUGGAGCUAAUAAUGCAAGUCCUUGCAUCCCAAAUGCAAUUUGAAACACAGGAGUUACUGAAAGAAAGGUGUCUGCUGAUGAGAGAGGCUCUUAUCCUUCUGAACCGGCUGGCAUCACAUGCAAACUUUUCAAAACCAACUUUGGAAGUGCUGACACGCAGUAAGCUUUGUGCAACCUUGACAAUUGAUGUCGCGAACCGGUUACCCCAUACCCAGAUGGCAAACGAUCUUGCUGAGCUGGCCCAGAAGUUCAGGUCGCGAGUAUAUGCUUUCCUGGAGGAGAAACCCUUGACAAUUGAAUAUUGACGGGUCCAAUCCGAGCGCUUCUCACAGGAGUUUGAGGUAUCCAGGAGCAGCGGAAUUCAUCAGUUGACCGCUCCAAAUCCCUGGGUAGCUAGGAAUUUGGAUUGGAUAGUACCCCGGAAACCGGGGGGGGGGGGGGGGGGGGGAUGAUUUUGAUCGGGAAGUUUAGUUUAUUUAUUUCUUAUACUAACCCUAGGAUCUAUUUCUGGGUUGGGUUGGACUGGCUUGGCUGGGGCGAGUAGAUACCUUUUGGUUGGUGGUGUACAGAGGCAGCUUCCUCGCCAUUUUGGGGUAGAGAGAAUGUAGUGGCACUACGGCACGGCAAUGCCCACGGAAAUGUAUAUCAGAUUCAUUUGGACAUCAUAUGGCGUUGGCCAUCGCAGGUUUAAUGGCAUUUUCAACUUCUCUCUUGACCUGGAAUCCUGGACAAUGUUUGAAUGCUGCCCGGAUGGAUUUUGUCCUUGAUUUACCUCGUUGGGAGACGGAA